GUUGUGAUUUCAAAAUUAUCUCAGUUCAAAAUUAUCUCAGUUCAAAACAAAAUUCCAGUGAGAAUUGGGAAAAUCUGAAUUGCAAGCAUGGAAUCCUUUAGUGUACCGGAGGUGGACAUGAUGACCGUAUCCAAGAACUCGCAGAUCGAGCGGGAAUCAAUCCUUAAGUUUACUCCGAGAUGUGGACUGACCAACGUCAGCUACGGUGAAAUGUACAGGGUAGACUCAUUCUACCUGGAGUGCCAGAAGUACCGGGAUCAAUUCCGUGAUCCAUACAACAAGUUGCUUCGCCCCAAAUUGUUCAGCACGUAUAGAGGAAAAUGUGGCAUUAAGAUAGAUCCUGAGCUUGAGCGCCUAAAGAGACCAGCUGCCUCUCACGUAGAGUCCAUUCCGGUGGUGUAUCCCAUAGAAUACGGACGGAAGAUGGACUUCGACAGGGGCUUCCAGAUGGAGGGUCGCAACAGCAGGGACUCAGCCAACACCCGAAGGUAUCCGUGUGUGCGUGUGUUAGGCAGAUGAAAGGAUUAGACGAAUAGCAUCCUAUGAAAAUCACUCGUUUGACUUUCGUUUACUUUCAAAUUAAACCAUCUUUGAUGUA
Drosophila eugracilis is the source of this 598-nucleotide messenger RNA. RefSeq lists its product as uncharacterized. The transcript has a single exon. Lineage: Eukaryota; Metazoa; Arthropoda; Insecta; Diptera; Drosophilidae. The record is from RefSeq and is a predicted model, not a curated record. Bases 88 to 519 code for a protein of 143 amino acids.